Cladophialophora immunda is the source of this 1547-nucleotide messenger RNA. RefSeq lists its product as uncharacterized. The coding region runs from base 318 to 1244 and encodes 308 amino acids. The transcript is spliced from 3 exons. Lineage: Eukaryota; Fungi; Ascomycota; Eurotiomycetes; Chaetothyriales; Herpotrichiellaceae. Gene Ontology annotation, molecular function: oxidoreductase activity. The record is from RefSeq and is a predicted model, not a curated record.
AUCUCUUUUGCGUUCCUAACGCUCCACUGAUUAAGUCCAUUGCAGAAUAUAAUAUAAUUCCCACCUGUGAGCCAAGUCGAAAGAUGGAAGAAAAUUCAUCUGGCGCUGCCGGGUAUGUCUUCCGCCUCACGCACGCAUUUCGGCCUCCCACGUGAGAUGCUUCUGUGACAUCAGCAUCUAGAUGACGUUGAUCUCGAGAAAUCCUUUUGUAGGAAUCAACAGUGAAUAUCACGACUACAAUGCCUCAUCUCACCCGCUCCACGUCUUCUCAUUCGAACCUCCUUGACUUACACAUACAGCCGAGUUCCAGUUAAAUCAUGGAGACGAUCAAAAGCACAGUCAAAGAAGCCACCGGUGGCAAGGGCCAAUUCGAGCAGGGUUUCCUACCGCCGGUCUCUCACCAAGACCCUCCCGGAAAAGAAGGUGACUUGCCUGUCGAGCCUAUCCAUGACAAGCUCCCAGCCGCAGACGGUGGAUGGCAGCCAUACAAGGCGGCAGGGAAAUUGGAAGGCAAGAAAGCCCUCAUCUCUGGGGGGGACAGCGGAAUUGGACGCGCCAUAGCGAUCUUGUAUGCAAUGGAAGGUGCCGACAGCUUCAUCGUCUACUUGCCAGAAGAAGAAGAGGAUGCACAGGAGACUAAACGCCGGGUCGAAAAGCUCGGGCGGACAUGUCAUCUCUUUGCCACCGACCUCAGGAGACCGGAGAACUGUCAGAAGGUUAUAGACGCCGCGCUGCAGGCCAUGGGCAGGAUCAACAUCUUGGUCAACAACGCAGCGUACCAGAUGAUGCAGAUGGACAUUACAGACAUUUCGAUUGAGCAAUGGCACAAGACAUUCGAGACCAACAUCCACCCAUAUUUCUAUCUGGCUAAGUUCCUUAUUCCGCAUAUGAAGCGCGGCGACGCCAUAAUCAACAACGCCUCAAUCAAUGCUUACAUCGGUCGACCCGAUCUGCUUGACUAUACAUCUAGCAAAGGAGCAAUCGUCUCAUUUACGCGCGGCCUGGCAAACCAGCAAAUGAGCAAGGGCAUACGCGUCAACGCCGUCUGUCCUGGCCCAGUAUGGACACCUCUCAUCCCGAGCACCAUGAACGAAGACGCGCAGAAGCAGUUCACCUCGCCCUUGGGCCGGCCCGCUCAACCCAGUGAGAUUGCCACGUGCUUUGUGUUCUUGGCAAGCCCGGACAGCAGCAUGAUCAGCGGGCAGAGCCUACAUCCGAACGGCGGGGUGAUUGUAAAUGGUUAAAGCAUAUGCAGGUGGAUGAGAUGUUGUUGGGGACAAUGUAACAUUCUCGAAUUCAACCACUGGAAGGGGAAGGGGGACGGUGGUCAACUCUGCGUGAAUGCUUGAUGGAAGGAGAAUGCUCAAGAAACCUCGAAUGACUAUGAGAGUGUCAAGCAAUUUGCAUUAAAGAGAUGCACUGUGUGCUAUUUUCCUAGCUGGCCGCGUUGUGGAUACUCCAGAAACCAAGCUCCUUAUGAGAAAACCACUGUGAGAAGACGAGUCAUUUCCAAUUAGGUAGACAAGAGAAUGUUAUCUCUGCAAGCA